Messenger RNA from Dermacentor andersoni, 368 nucleotides. The record is from RefSeq and is a predicted model, not a curated record. Lineage: Eukaryota; Metazoa; Arthropoda; Arachnida; Ixodida; Ixodidae.
UGAACCUGCAGCGGUGGCCAUGGAGAGGAACUCGUCGUCGUGGGAAAGUGCUGGUGCGCAAUCGCUUGCCUUUUUAGGGAACGCAACGGUCAGCGGUGAAAGAACGGAACUUCACCUUCACAUGCCAGAGAUUAGCAUACAAUGCACGGUCUACGAUCAACGUCUGGGGCUUGUUGUUGCCGUAGCAGCCGGCGCUAUCCUUUGGAAAAUCAUGAUGUCCAAGAGUAGCCUCACAAAAAAGCCACAUAAACCAAAAUCACGGAGGCUGCUGUCUGGGGCUCUUCCGCCAGUUUUUCCAAAUGGUUGGAUUCCAGUGCUUGAGUCGACGGAACUUGUUGUAGGAAAAAUCAAAUCAGUCAGCGCCUUAG